CAGGGGCGGACUGACCAUUUGGAAACUCGGGCACUGCCCGAGGGCCUGGGGUCAGUAGGGGGCCCCAUGAGAUGCCCAUGGUACCUUUUUCAUAGGCUUUUUUGAGUUUGGGCAAGGACACAAGGGCCCCAUGAUCCCCUAUUGCCCGGGGGCCCCAUGAGUUGUCAGUCCACCCCUGCUUUCCGAUCAUUGCUGCCUCAUCAGUGCCAGCUCAUCAGUGCUACCUAUCAGUGCCCAUCAGUGCUGCCUAUCAGUGCCCAU
Staurois parvus is the source of this 261-nucleotide messenger RNA. Lineage: Eukaryota; Metazoa; Chordata; Amphibia; Anura; Ranidae. The record is from the annotation of a GenBank genome assembly.